CCCCACUGCACUACCUAGAAGCAGGAAGUAGCAACGUUUAGUGGAUCAUCCAUGCAGCUGAAACCGAAAAACAAACCUACAAAAUUAUAAUUUAGUCAGAUGUGGAUUUUUUGAUGUACUGCUGAGGCCAGCAGCUGAAUCUUGUAAUCUACAUAUCGCGUGGACGCGUUCGGGCAAACAAGAGCAUGGGGCAGCAUCUUGGAAAACGUGAGCCACUUUCUGUUGCUAAGGGAUCAUCAACCGUAUCUGAACACAUCCCAGCAGACUCACCGGUGUCACAGGAUGAGGUAUUUGGACUGGGGGAGGCGGACCUCAACCAGAACAAUGGGUGCUCCAGCAAGAGUCCGGUGGUGACUGACUCCAUGAACGCUGCAGUAGAUCACAGCAGCUGGAACCAUCCGAGCACAGCCGACCCUGAUGCCUCGGGGCCCCGCCCACACUUGGUCCGCCUCUUUUCUCGAGAUGCCCCGGGUCGAGAGGACAACACCUUCAAACACCGCCCCUCGGAGUCUGAUGAGCUGCAGACCAUCCAGGAGCACAGCGGAGCUGGCUCAGAGUGCGGUUCCGAUUGUGCAGAGUAGGACCUAAAGUAGAUUUCCUCUUUGCCUUCACUUUCCUCACUCCUAUUUUGGAAACCAAACGAAACCAAAAACACCGCUGUAGAGAUUAAAGCUAACACUUCAGCAUGGCAUCUGCAAGCACUUCGCAGUCAACAUUCAGGCUGGGCCGCAGUAAGAAGAACCCUACUGUUAUGGAUCAGAUCGGGAAGUUCUUUGGAGGGGAUAAAAAGAAGAAGGGAAAGGUGAGGAUUGAGCAGGCAUUCCGAGUUCUCCACAUGAGCCUUUACUACUGUUCUAUUUGCAUGGAUUUAUCUUGACCUUCAGUUAUUGUUUGAUUCCAAUAUAGCCACCAGUAAAUGAGUUGUGUGUGAAUUAUUAUUAUUAUUUUUUACUUUUAUCUCUUUAUCUCUGUUUAUUACACAUUGCUGUCAUAUAGUAUCCAGUAUUUAAUAAAGCUGCAAUUUGAUAUAGGAUUUAACUGUGAUUCAGGGAUUCAGCAUACGGUGUGAUGUUUAUAAACAUGACUUUUAGCUUUUAUUAGCUUUUAUAAAAUGUAUUUGAAAUGCCUGUGUAACAAAAUUAAGUGUUUUUAUGACUUUUCACUGACAGCAACUGCAACGUUGAAAAGUUCUGUAGUAAUCAGAAAAGACGGUACAUAGAGCAAAUUGUACAAUGUUUGGUACUAUGUCUCAACCAGGAUGUUUAUGUUGGCGGAGAGAAUUUGGUAGCACUUUAUUUUACAGUCCUGUUCCUCAUGUACAUACUAUGUACUUAUUAUAGUAAUUACAAUAACUAUGUUAUAACUAGGUACUAACCCUGAACCUACCCCUAAACCUAACCCUACCCCAUGUAGUUACCUUGUAUUACCAGAACUUUCUUAGAUAAAUACACUGUAAGUACACUAUAAGUACAUGGUAGUACAUGUACUGUAAAAUAAAGUGCAACCGAGAAUUUUCACAUAUCUAUUACAUUUUCUUAUACAGUAUGUGACCGAUAAAUAUUUUAUAUUUUAUAGCCGUUUUUCAAAUCCAUUUAUCUUAUAACAUCAUGGUGUUAAGGGAGCACCUCAGGGUUUUACAGGGUACAGACGGUGACCAUUACUGAUCAGUUUGGUUUCUAAAAGGAAUUUACAUCGUUUUGGAAAUUAUUAUUAAUAUUUGUUAUGCUUGUGAAAUUAUGCAGUUUCUAGAGCCUUAACUUUUAAGAAAAGAGGGAGAUAAGAAUUAUUAUUACUUUCCUUUUCUCUCAAAAAAAAAGAUAUUUAAGCUGUUAGGUGACAAACAGCAAAGUUGGGAAACUCUUUUGCUUUGUGGGAGAGGUGAAAUGAGAUCUUGAUGUAAGUUUAUAUUUAAAGUGCCAUAAGAUGGUUAAAAUGUAACAUUGCAGAAUUACUGACUCAUGCAGUGUGUAAUGUUUUGAUUAACUAGUUUCAAUAUAGCUAACAUUUUUUUUGUGGGAAAAAAAUAAUGUGACCGAGAUUGAGAUGUCAUAGUUUCAGUUGUAUAAUAGUUUUAUCUCAGACCUACAUGUUGCUGCUUUAACCAGAUUUCUCAAACAUGCCUCAGGUUAACUCAUCUCUCUAAUGUGAUCUAUAAGUGUUAAUGCCUCACUAGUAACCCCUAUAGAUUGUGUCCCAUUUGUAACAACAAUAGAUUGUGUAACCUACAUAUUCUGGAACAACCCUGAAGAUGUUCUUUAGCCUGAUCCUGUCCUGAGCUCUUUGACAUUUGCUUGAUUAAAAUGUAUGUAACAUGAACAUUGGCCUUUUUGUUUAUUUGUUUUCUAAUAGUGAGACAAAUUUGCGCUUUAAAAAAAAGAUUUGUUGCUAUGUGCAUUUUUGUUUUUUUACUGGUGUGGUCACAAUGUGAAUUCGAAAUUGCCAAAGUAAACAGUUGACAGGUCAGGUCAAAUUCAUAUGCAUGAGCAAGAUUAAGCAGUUUUUGAAAAGUAUUAAUGGAAAUACAGUUUGUUUUAAAUAUAUCCAUUGUCAAAAAGUCUGAUGAGAUUUUAAUUAAAGAAACAUCCUUGUAAUAUUAAAAGAUCCUAUGAUUAUUUUUCACUGACAGGAAUCUGUUAAUAUUUAAAUACAGGAAAUACAUUUUAACAUUAGUUAAUAAACCAUGGAUAUGAAAAAACUAUAGGUUCAGUUUAUUAUUCACAUCCAGCCUUUCCUUGCUACAAGUGUUGGGCAAUAUAGUUAAAAAAAAAUAAUUAUUAUUGCUAUUAAUUAAAUUAUUACUAUUUGACGAUAUAAAUAUUUAGAUUAAGUUGCUUUGACGUCAUUUGAAAGGUUUCUUCAGAAAAUCCAAAAUUUUGAAACUUCCAGUGUAGCCAGUUAGAUUCAAAAGUGUUAAUGCAACAAGUGAAAUACAGUGGAAAUAAAAUGCAAUGUCUAACCUUACUAACAAGCAAAAUAACUAACAGUAUAUGGAUUGACCCGAUGACUCAGCGAGGCAGCGGUUUCAUUUUAAUAGUAAGAUGUAACCGAAUGCAAGGGGGAAAAUGUGUUGAUGUAUCUGUGAGAGGAAACUGGGCACAAUGCCAUUGAGGUACAAGGCUUCAUAAAACACAAAACAGGAUUGUUCCAAAACAGAACAUUUGUUUACGGUGGCCACCUUAUUUUCCUAAACAUCAUAGAACACUUAAAAUGUGAAAGCGCAGGACCUUUCCUUACUGAGUCACAGAUGGUGAGUCCAGCCCCUUCAUAUGGUUCCUGUGGUGUUCCUCCCAUCUCUCCUUGGCCAUCAUCCUUCACUUAACCCAAAGACCAAACCUGGUGUCAGAUAUGCAAGACAGGAAGCUGUCAAAUUAGAAAUAUGUGUACAAGAACAACACUAUAAAAAAUGCAUAUUCACAGAGGCAUUUUUUUCAAGUCAAGCAGAAAAUUCGAAUAGUUCUAAUAUCAAAAAAUUCUAAAGACUGCGAGAAUAUGCAUUUUAAUAUUUUUAUUUUUAUUUGCUGAUACAGUAACUCAUUUUUUAUAAUAUAUUGAGUCAGGAGUUGUAGUCAGACUGACAGGCUAAGAUCAUGCAGACUAGUAAAGCCAGCAAUAGUGGUCAGGCUUAUUGGUGAGUGUCUGCAUAACAAUCUUGCUGGUUAUUUAGGUCUCUGUUGCAGUUUUAGCUUGUCCUGGCAUGAUGUGUUUGUGGCCUUUGCUGAUCACCUGCAUAGUGUUUGUCUAUGUUUAGGAAGGGUUGUGUUAUGGUCUUUGCUGUAUGCGAGUGAACCAUCUGUCCUGUGGCCUGUAUCAUGUACUUUAUCAAGAUAAAAAAAAUUCUAAAAAAAAAAAAAAAAAAAAA
Molecule: messenger RNA, 3859 nt
Organism: Carassius auratus (goldfish)
Lineage: Eukaryota; Metazoa; Chordata; Actinopteri; Cypriniformes; Cyprinidae
Product: myelin basic protein-like
Exons: 4
Coding region: 186-581 (131 amino acids)
Molecular function (GO): structural constituent of myelin sheath
Source: RefSeq, a predicted model, not a curated record